GAUGGCUGCUCUCAAACUCCUCUCCUCCGGGCUGCGGCUCUGCACCUCCGCACGCGGCGCCUGGUCCAAGGGUUGUGUUUGUUACUUUUCCACAAGCAGUCGUCAUCAUACUAAAUUUUACUCGGAUCCAGUAGAAGCUAUCAAAGACAUCCCAGAUGGUGCAACGAUUCUGGUUGGUGGUUUUGGACUCUGUGGAAUUCCAGAGAAUCUUAUAGGAGCUUUAUUGAAGACGGGCGUGAAAGGGCUCACUGCAGUCAGCAACAAUGCCGGGGUCGACAACUUCGGUUUGGGCCUUUUACUUCAAUCCAAGCAGAUAAAACGCAUGGUCUCUUCUUAUGUGGGAGAAAAUGCAGAAUUUGAACGGCAGUAUUUAGCUGGUGAAUUAGAAGUGGAGCUGACACCUCAGGGCACACUUGCAGAGCGGAUUCGUGCAGGUGGAGCUGGAGUUCCUGCGUUUUACACCAGCACAGGUUAUGGGACCCUGAUACAAGAAGGAGGUUCACCAAUCAAAUAUAACAAAGAUGGAAGCAUUGCCAUCGCCAGUAAGCCACGAGAGGUGAGGGAGUUUAAUGGUCAGCACUUUAUUCUGGAGGAAGCAAUUACAGGAGAUUUUGCUUUGGUGAAAGCCUGGAAGGCAGAUCGAGCAGGAAACGUGAUUUUCAGGAAAAGUGCAAGGAACUUCAAUUUGCCCAUGUGUAAAGCUGCUGAAACUACGAUAGUAGAGGUUGAAGAAAUUGUGGAUAUUGGAUCAUUUGCCCCAGAAGAUAUCCAUAUUCCUCAGAUUUAUGUACAUCGCCUUAUAAAGGGAGAAGCAUAUGAGAAAAGAAUUGAGCGUCUAUCAAUCCGGAAAGAGGAAGAUGGAAAAACGAAAUCUGGUAAAGCUGGAGAUAACGUGAGGGAACGUAUCAUCAAGAGGGCAGCUCUUGAAUUUGAAGAUGGCAUGUAUGCUAAUUUGGGCAUUGGAAUUCCUCUCCUGGCCAGCAACUUUAUCAGCCCAAAUAUGACAGUUCAUCUUCAAAGUGAAAAUGGAGUCCUGGGUUUGGGUCCAUAUCCAUUGAAAAAUGAAGUUGAUGCAGAUCUAAUCAAUGCAGGCAAGGAAACAGUCACUGUUCUUCCCGGAGCUUCUUAUUUCUCCAGUGAUGAAUCAUUUGCAAUGAUUAGAGGGGGGCACGUUGAUCUAACAAUGCUAGGAGCAAUGCAGGUUUCCAAAUAUGGCGACCUGGCCAACUGGAUGAUACCGGGGAAGAUGGUGAAAGGAAUGGGAGGUGCUAUGGAUUUAGUAUCCAGCGCCAAAACCAAAGUGGUGGUUACCAUGGAGCAUUCUGCAAAGGGGAAUGCACAUAAAAUCAUGGAGAAGUGUACAUUACCUCUGACAGGAAAACAUUGUGUCAACCGCAUUAUUACUGAAAAGGCUGUGUUUGACGUGGACAAGAAGAAAGGGCUGACUCUGAUUGAACUCUGGGAGGGCCUGACAGUGGAUGACAUAAAGAAGAGCACCGGCUGUGACUUUGCAGUCUCACCAAAACUCAUGCCAAUGCAGCAGAUCACCGCAUAA
Messenger RNA from Elephantulus edwardii (Cape elephant shrew), 1555 nucleotides. RefSeq names its product 3-oxoacid CoA transferase 1 (gene OXCT1). The transcript is spliced from 17 exons. Lineage: Eukaryota; Metazoa; Chordata; Mammalia; Macroscelidea; Macroscelididae. Gene Ontology annotation, molecular function: succinyl-CoA:3-oxo-acid CoA-transferase activity. Gene Ontology annotation, biological process: ketone body catabolic process. Gene Ontology annotation, cellular component: mitochondrion. Bases 2 to 1555 code for a protein of 517 amino acids. The record is from RefSeq and is a predicted model, not a curated record.